GGCGGACCUCUCAACUAAGCUUGAGGGAAGCAGGGACUUCCGCCCCCACGCCCCGCCCACAGCAGCCAUGGCCCCGCCCACGGGGCCGCCUCGACCCGGCGAUUGAAGCAGGCGGCUGCUUCUCAAUGGCGUCAGACCUCAGGGUUCGGUUGUGACCAGGAAGGCGCUGGAGGCUCAGAGCCUGGGGGAAGGGGACUUGCUGCAAGUUGGUUCGUGCUGGGGCUUAGCUCCCGGGUAGUGACAGCACCCAGUGUUUCCUGAAGGACCAUGUCAUUAGACUUUGGCAGUGUGGCACUGCAGACACAAAAUGAAGAUGAAGAAUAUGACAAAGAAGACUAUGAAAGGGAGAAAGAGUUGCAGCAGUUACUCACGGACCUUCCCCAUGAUAUGCUGGAUGAUGACCUGUCUUCCCCCGAGCUCCAGUAUUCGGACUGCAGUGACGACAGCGCAGAGGGAGAACCACAUCAUUCAGAGCAGUUGGAAAUGAACUGGAAUGAAUGCCAAGUGCUGCCUAAACCUCAGAGUGUGAAUGAAUUCAAUGAGAUUCGGGAUAUGUAUAUUGGAGAACAAAAUGUCAAUGGCUGGGGAGAGAAUCAGAAUAAAGCCAAAGACCAGCAUCCUGGAUACCAUCCUGGAGAAGGCGGAGACGAAGGUGGAAGUGGUUAUAGUCCUCCAAGUGCAUAUGACCAAACUGAUUUAUAUCAUCUUCCUGAAAACUUUAGGCCAUAUUCCAAUGGCCAGAAACAGGAAUUUAAUAAUCAAACAGCCAAUGUGAUUAAAUUUUCAGAGCCUCAAAGGAAUCAUUUUCAGCCAUUUGGUACAUCACAAGGCCCGAGCUGUCAAGCUUUAGAACCAUAUAAAGUCACAUAUAAGCCUUACCAGCCUUCUGUCCAGAACAACAGUCCACCAGCCCAGGACGUAGCAGGUGGUGACACAUUUGAAGACCUGCAGCAACAAUUUUUAGGAGCUAAUGAAACAGAUUCUGCAGAGAAUAUGCAGAUCGUUCAGCUUCAGGUUCUCAACAAAGCAAAAGAGAGACAACUAGAGAAUUUAGUUGAGAAGCUAAAUGAAAGUGAACGCCAAGUAAGAUAUCUCAAUCAUCAGCUUCUAAUAAUCAAAGAUGAAAAGGAUGGCUUGACCCUCAGCCUGCGAGAAUCACAGAAACUCUUUCAAAAUGGAAAAGAAAGAGAGAUACAGCUUGAAGCUCAAAUAAAAGUGCUGGAGGCCCAAAUACAAGCAUUAAAAGCCAAUGAAGAACAGAUGAUUAAGAAGUCCCGAACAACUGAAGUGGCUCUGGAAAGCAUGAAACAGCAGCUAAUGGACCUUCAUCAGUCUGAUUCGCUCCAGCGGGCCAGAGAGCAGCAUGAGAACAUUGUUCGGGGCCUCACUAUGAAGUAUGAAGAGCAAGUGUCCUCUUUACAGAAGAAUCUGGAUGCUACCGUCACUGCACUUAAGGAACAGGAGGAUAUUUGCUGCCGUUUAAAAGAUCAAGUGAAACAACUGGAAAGGAAUCAAGAAGCAACUAAGUUAGAAAAGACUGAAAUCAUUAACCGGUUGACCAGGAGCCUCGAGGAGAGUCAAAAGCAAUGCGCUAACUUAUUGCACUCAGGCUCAGUGCAGGAGGUGGCUCAGCUACGGCUGCAGCUGCAGCAAGCACAGAAGGCACAUGCUAUGAGCGAGGACAUGAACAAGACCUUGCAAGAAGAAUUAACAGAACUAAAAGGGGAAAUUUCUCUCUAUGAAUCCGCUGCAAAACUUGGAAUACUUCCAAGUGACUCAGAAGGAGAAUUAAAUGUUGAACUCACUGAAUCGUAUAUGGAUUUGGGCAUUAAAAAAGCCAACUGGAAAAAAGCCAGAGUUAAGAGCAUUGUGCAGCAGAAAGAUGACAGUGAAGAGCUUCCCAAAGACGAGGUCAUUUUGAAGCUCAAAACGGAAGUGCAACACUUGCUGGGGAGCAACUCAGUGAAACGUCACCUUGUGUCUCAGUUACAAAGUGACCUCAAAGACUGUCAGAAGAAACUUGAAGAUCUCCAACAAACAGUGAAGGAGAAUGAAAGAAGCACUGAGGUUGAGACAAAGAUCUACACCCCAGAAAGAACAACUAAUCAAUUAUGGCCUGACUCUUCGACUCCUGAUAUCACAGUCAAAGGUGAUAUUCUGCAACUAAAAAGUGAAAUUCAAGUUUUACAACAGCAAAACCAGGAACUUAAAACAACUGAAGAAAAACUAAGAAGUAAAAAUCAAGACUUAUGUAAUCAAAUGAGACAAAUGGUACAAGAUUUUGACCGGGAUAAGCAAGAAACUGUGGAUAGAUGUGAAAGGACUUACCAACAGCACCAUGAAGCUAUGAAAGCACAGAUCCGUGAAAGCCUGUUAGCCAAGCAUACUUUGGAGAAGCAGCAGCUCUUUGAGGCCUAUGAGGGGACUUGCUUGCAACUUAGGUCCGACUUGGACAGGAUGACUAAGGAGAUGACUGCAGUGCAGGAGUGUUACCUGGAAGUGUGUAAAGAGAAGGAUAAUCUUGAGUCGGCUCUCAGGGAGACCGCUGAAAAGGAGCAACAGGCACAGGAGAAGAGACAGCUACUGGAGGAAAGAGAAGCAUUUGUAAGCAGACUGCAGAUGGAACUUGAAGAAAAGCGCCGAGACACCCUUGUGACGGAGAAGAGCAAGUGGCUGAAAGAACAAGAAGUCAUUGUUAGACACAAGGUUGAAAAAGAAGUGAAGUUAGCGAAAGCACACUGGGAAGAGGAAAAGAAAAAGGUCAAACAAGAACUUACGCAAGAGCUUGAAAUGGGCUGGCAGUCUAAACUGGACCAAGCUAUACAGGCAAUGAAAAAGAAGACUUUGGAUUGCUGUAGUCAAACUGACCAAGUAACCAUCAUGGAGCUUCUUUCCAAGGAAGAGAUGAUGGUCAUUAUAGAAGAGCAGAAGAAUAAGCUCCAUCAAGACUUGGAGCAUGAGAAGGAAAUAGCAAUCAAGGGGCACUUAAAGAAACUGGAGGCUGAAUUGGAACUCAGAUAUUGUGCGAAUAUUGCCAAACAGGUAGAAACAGCUGUGCAAAAUGCCCGCCAUCGAUGGCUGGAAGAACUGCCUGAGCUCGCUGAGUAUAAAGCUCGAGUAAGAGCGGAACAAAAGAAGUGGGAGGAACAGCAAGAAAUCUCUGUGGCCAAACGGAUAUUGUUUGCUGUUUCUGAAGCUAAAGAGAAAUGGAAACGUGAAGUUGAAAGUAUGAAGAUGAACAUAACACCUGGGAAGGAGUUGGAAGAGAAGAUUCUUUCUCUUCAGAGAGAGCUGGAGUUAAAAACUGAGGAAACCCCUGUGGUUGUGAGGGCCGAGUUGGCUAAGGCCCGAAAUGAAUGGAACAAAGAGAAGGAAGAAGAAAUCCACAGAAUUCAAGAACAAAAUGAACAUGAUUACCGGCAGUUUUUAGAUGACCAUCGAAAUAAAAUUAAUGAGGUGCUUGCGGCUGCUAAAGAGGACUUUAUAAAACAGAAAACCGAGCUCCUUCUUCAGAAGGAGACAGAAUUACAAGCCUGUCUCGACCAGAACCGUAGAGAAUGGACUAUGCAGGAAGCCAGACGGAUCCAACUGGAAAUUUGUCAGUUUGAAGAAGAUGUCCUGACUCUACUGGAAUUCCUCUUAAAGGACACCCAGAAGGAGUAUGCCGGAGCUUCAGAGAGCAAACAGACUUUGGAACUCAUGCCGCGUUGUUCAUCAAAAUGGAUAUCUGUGCACUACUAUGAAAAACUGAAGGCCUGCAUACAGAAAGCAUUUCAAGAUAUACUCACAGUAAUCAUAGAAAAUGCCAACCCAGAAUGGGAAAAGAGAUAUAUGGUCAAGAUCACUGGGGUCACUGGCAGAGGAGACCCUGGAGUCCCUGCACCCACUUCUGGACACCACUUCCAACCCUUGGCCUUGCAAGAAACAGAAGCAGAAGCUGAUAAGGAAAAGAUCCUUGAAAUUAAAGACUCAUGCUGUGGACACUGCUUCCAAGAACUUGAAAAGGCAAAGCAGGAAUGCCAAGAUCUGAAAGGAAAACUGGAGAAAUGCUGUAGGCAUCUUCAGCAUUUAGAAAGGAAGCACAAAAAUGUAGUGGAAAAAAUCGGAGCGGAGAAUAAUAAAGUUGUUGAAGAAUUAAUAGAAGAAAACAAUGACAUGAAGAUUAAAUUAGAAGAACUCAGAACACUUUGUAAAACACCACCAAGGUCAUUGUCAGAAGGAGCCAUUGAAAGCACUUGCCUGCCAUUUAAUAGGGAGGCCUUGGAAGAACUCCGUGGGCAGUACAUUAAAGCUGUAAAAAAAAUAAAACGUGACAUGCUUCGCUACAUUCAGGAGAGCAAGGAAAGAGCUGCAGAGAUGGUCAAAGCAGAAGUACUGCGAGAAAGGCAAGAAACUGCCAGAAAGAUGCGCAAAUAUUAUCUGAUUUGCCUCCAACAGAUUUUGCAAGAUAAUGGGAAACAGGAAGGGGCUGAGAAAAAGAUUAUGAAUGCUGCUAGCAAACUUGUUGCAAUGGCCAAAUUGCUGGAAUCGCCUAUUUCUAAUAAAUCCCAGAGCAAAACUACACAGUCAGCACAACCUGUGACUUCAGAGAUGAUGGGAACUGAAAAGCCAAAACGAAAUGACGUGAACCAGAAUAUACCAUAUCACACUGAAAGCAAAUCCAGCAGCGUAAAAACUGUCCCCAGAAGUAUGUGUGACCAGGUCCCCAAGAGGAGGACAGCUUGUAACUUGCAGAAACGGUUGGAAAAUACACAGCAGGGGGACAUCAAGCAUGUGGGUCCCAAAGGGUCACAUUCAGAUAUUCAGUUUGGGAAUGGCAGUUACAGACACCUGGAUGCUUCACCACAGGGUGUUACUCCUGAGUUUGUUCCUUGCGAAGGCGAAAGCUUGGCUUUGCACUGGAAGAGAGAGCUGGGUGACACUAGCUCUGAAUCACUCCUACACUCAGACACUUCCCCUUUUCUUGGAUCUGGUAGAAAUAAACCUUCAUUGAGAUUCACAGGCAUCUCUGAAACUGGAUGUACACAGAUACCGUUCCAAGAUCCUAACGAGAGACUUGGCUUGAAAGUAUACAAGGGUGAUCCACUCACAGAAAAAGAAAACAUCCUAUCUGAGACUAUUAAAAGCUCAGGUGUGCAGGAAACUCCCGUGAAGGACGGAGGGGAUCUCAGUGACUUGGGGAGCUGGCAUUCCAACUGUGUCACACCGCUCUGUGACAGUCCCGAAGGGUCAUUUUCACAUGGUGGACCCCAAGAAAUCCUAGAUAUGCUCACAGAAUCUGUGGAUUUCAAGCCAUUUUCAGCAAUCAGUUGUCUUUCUGAUUCAGAGAAAAAGAACGUAACGUCUCAACCAGUGAAGUGUCCACGAGGCCCUGCUUCAGACCUGUCACAGGGAGGCAUGAAAUGCCAGCCAGGGAAGAUCAGUCCAAGUCAUCAGAGGGCUGAUAUACUGAAGUCAGAACCCAAACCACUGAGCAGCAUGCUACCAUCUUCCUUACACUGGCAGCCUGCCCAAAACAUAAUCGCUCCUCUAUCAAGCCAACAAGAUAGUGGCUUUGAUAGCCCUUUCAUCAACUUAGAAUAACUGCUGUACAGUAUCUAAGAAGAAUCAUUAAUAUAAUAAGGGUACAGGGAAGGAAGGCUUAAUUCUGAAAACAUGUGGCCUCUGCCUGUUUUGAGAUGGCUUAAUAACAUACGACUAUCGCAUGAGUAAAGUAUUCUCAUAAAAUUACUGGAGAACGUUGCAUUAAUCUUCCAACGGCUGGUGUAUGUGUAAUUCUGUUUCUGUGUGGUGCUUGUAUUUGGCUGUGAAACCGUCUUAUUUUUAUACUGCUAAAUUAGUUCUCUGUGGAGUGUUAAAUUAUUUAAAUAAAUAUGUAUGGUCU
This is a messenger RNA of Erinaceus europaeus (western European hedgehog), 5884 nucleotides long. It is a transcript of the gene CEP152, whose product is annotated as centrosomal protein 152. Bases 268 to 5583 code for a protein of 1771 amino acids. NCBI's taxonomy places the organism in Eukaryota, Metazoa, Chordata, Mammalia, Eulipotyphla, Erinaceidae. Gene Ontology annotation, biological process: centriole replication. The transcript is spliced from 28 exons. The record is from RefSeq and is a predicted model, not a curated record. Gene Ontology annotation, cellular component: centrosome.